Messenger RNA from Scophthalmus maximus (turbot), 2852 nucleotides. RefSeq names its product tryptophan hydroxylase 1 (tryptophan 5-monooxygenase) a (gene tph1a). Lineage: Eukaryota; Metazoa; Chordata; Actinopteri; Pleuronectiformes; Scophthalmidae. Gene Ontology annotation, molecular function: tryptophan 5-monooxygenase activity; iron ion binding. Gene Ontology annotation, cellular component: neuron projection. The coding region runs from base 526 to 1968 and encodes 480 amino acids. The transcript has 11 exons. Gene Ontology annotation, biological process: aromatic amino acid metabolic process; serotonin biosynthetic process. The record is from RefSeq and is a predicted model, not a curated record.
UGAUCCUCUUACACCCUUGACCUCUCCCUAAUCUCAAGGUGUCAACAAACACGAAGCAUUGACUACAUGUGCCGACGUGGGUAGCUGUGGGUCCACAGGUCCAAACUCAACGUGUCCAACAUCACACAUUUUGGACAUUUCAACUGUUAAAUGCUUGCAAAAAUCCACGAUGGCAGUAGUUCCUCGUGUUAUCUUCAGAUCUUCUCAAAUGCAUGGAGGUCGUAAAAAGCUGAUUAUGGUUUUAUUCUCUCGGUAAAAUCAGACUUUGUGAUUAAUCUCACUGAUGCUGUUUCAGGUCCGAGGGUGAAAAAAGGAAAAGAUCUCCCCUCUUCCCCCCGAUGACGUGGGCGGUGCUGCUCUUUCUCCAUUUGUUGCUGUGGUUGAGAUUAUUGCCCCCUCCUGUUUCUCUCCGUGGUUAAAUAGCCAGGCGCGCUGCUUCCCUCCUCCACACAGCGGGGCCUCUUCACACAAACCAGCUGCAAGAGCCACAGACAAAAUCCAAGAAAAAGACUUCUGAACUCUAACAUGUACUCAAACAAAAUCGAAGGACCACGAAGAGGAAGAUCCUUUGACUCCAUGAACAUUGGCUUUGAAGAAAAACUGCUGAACAAUGAGAUAAACAAAUCAACCUUCACAAAAAUCGAAGAAAACACAGAGAAGAAGAACACCUCAGAGAAAGGGAGAACAACAAUCAUAUUUUCCCUCAAGAAUGAAGUGGGGGGACUUGUAAAGGCACUCAAACUAUUCCAAGAAAACCAUGUCAACCUUGUACACAUAGAGUCAAGAAAAUCCAAAAGGCGCAACUCCGAGUUUGAGAUAUUUGUGGACUGCGACAGCAACCACGAGCAACUGAAUGAAAUCAUCCAGCUGCUCCGGAAGCAUGUGAACGUUGUGGACAUGGAGCCUCCAGAUAACUCCUGUCUACACGAGGAAGAUAUGUACAAUGUACCUUGGUUCCCAAAGAAAAUUUCAGACUUGGACAAGUGUGCCAACCGCGUCUUGAUGUACGGCUCCGAGCUGGAUGCUGACCAUCCCGGUUUCAAGGACAACGUCUACCGGAAAAGGAGAAAGUACUUUGCAGAUCUUGCCAUGUCUUACAAACAUGGGGAUCCCAUUCCUCGUAUUGAGUUCACGGAGGAGGAAGUGAAGACUUGGGGUGUUGUGUACAGGGAGCUCAUCAAGUUGUAUCCCACCCACGCGUGCCGUGAAUACUUGAAGAACCUGCCGCUGCUGUCCAAGUACUGCGAAUGUCGGGAGGACAACAUCCCUCAGCUGGAAGACGUCUCGCGCUUCCUCAGGGAACGCACUGGAUUUACCAUCAGGCCUGUGGCAGGUUAUCUGUCCCCACGAGACUUCCUUGCUGGUUUAGCCUUCCGUGUUUUCCACUGUACCCAGUAUGUGCGGCACAGCACCGACCCCUUAUACACCCCAGAGCCGGACACGUGCCACGAGCUGCUGGGCCAUGUCCCCCUGCUAGCUGAGCCCAGCUUUGCCCAGUUCUCUCAGGAGAUUGGUCUCGCCUCACUCGGGGCCUCGGAUGAUUCGGUGCAAAAACUGGCCACAUGCUAUUUCUUCACCGUGGAGUUUGGCCUAUGCAAACAAGAAGGGCAGCUGCGAGCAUAUGGAGCUGGACUGCUGUCAUCUAUUAGUGAGCUUAAGCAUGCACUGUCUGGUAAUGCAAGGAUAAUGCCUUUUGACCCCAAAGUCACGUCCAAACAAGAAUGCAUCAUCACAACAUUUCAAGAUGUGUACUUCGUGUCAGACAGCUUCGAGGAGGCCAAAGUGAAGAUGAGGGAGUUUGCCAAGACUAUCAAGCGUCCCUUCACAGUCCGAUACAACCCAUACACCCAGAGUGUGGAUGUCCUCAAAGACACUCCCAGCAUCAACAGGGUCGUGGAGGAGCUCCGACACGAGCUUGACAUCGUGGGUGACGCCCUCAUCCGGCUGAACAAGCAGCUGGGGGUCUGACUGGACACACGCCAGUGGCAGUCAACCACCUUACAGUCCGUCAGUGCUCGUCAUGUCCCCCCCCCCCCCCCCCCAAGCACCACUGUAGAGAUACUGGUUUUGUAUUAGCACUUUGAGAUUGCUUUUAGCAAUGAGAAGUGCUCUAUAAAUGACAUUUAUUAUUAUUAUUAUUGUUAUUAUUGCCCUUUGUGAGAACAAUGAAUGUGCACUGCUUUUGGCUAAAUGCUCUGUCGUCCCCCCACUGCAUGGUUGUAAGGCAAAUACAAUUAACAGAGGCACGUUUAUCCACUGUUUAUCGGUACGUUACACAAACCCAAAGAGCUGCUUUACUGUUCUGCUUCAGUUGUGCUUGGCUGAACUGCCGUCUGUAUUGCAAACCGUUAGCGUGUCUUCAUGGUAUGUUAGUAUAAUUUAAACGCUUCCCCAGCGGUUACAAACACAGAUGUGGUUUCGUCCUGCUCUUGUUAACUCUGCUGUUGUAUAUGAUCAUGUGGAUUUUUUUUCUAAUUAAUUGCAUUCUUCUUCUUCUUCUUCUUCACAUUUAAUCUUCCUCACUUCAGUGAUCUGUAUAAAAUGUACCUUGUUUGUAUUCUUUUGGUGUAUGUAUCAUGCUUGUUUCUGUGUGCCCUCGAGCGAAAUUAUAAAAGACACAACUGGUAUUAUAAGAACGUUUUCCUGAUUGAUUGUGAUAGAUUUGGCGCAUGUACCCUGACCCAUUUUAUUUUACAGUGAUGAUUUUGAAUACCUCCUCUUGAAGUGAAUAUACUUGUAGUACUCCUGAAAUCAAAACCUUAUUUUUCUACCAUAAAGACAUAUAGAAAUUAUGAGUAGGCUAUGUAUCAAAUUACUGAAAAAUAAAAGAAUAAACAGAAAUGUUGACUGUG